Messenger RNA from Stegastes partitus (bicolor damselfish), 3204 nucleotides. RefSeq names its product serine threonine kinase 39 (gene stk39). Gene Ontology annotation, molecular function: protein serine/threonine kinase activity; ATP binding. The record is from RefSeq and is a predicted model, not a curated record. The coding region runs from base 167 to 1684 and encodes 505 amino acids. The transcript has 18 exons. Gene Ontology annotation, biological process: positive regulation of T cell chemotaxis; intracellular signal transduction; negative regulation of potassium ion transmembrane transporter activity. NCBI's taxonomy places the organism in Eukaryota, Metazoa, Chordata, Actinopteri, Pomacentridae. Gene Ontology annotation, cellular component: cytosol; cytoplasm.
GUUAUUUUCCGGGUUGCGCUCGGUGGCGGCGGCGGUAGUUGUGCUGCGGCUGCCAGCUGACACUUGUACCGAGGAGGGGAGGUCAAAUUUGACUGAGUCUCUCUCUCCGCGUCUCCGUCAGUCCGAGAGAGACGCUGCUAACUAGCGCAGCAUCAUCAUCAUCAUCAUGGCGGAUCAAGGCGAACCCACGGCUCCGGUCCAACACCCGCAACCGGCGCCGACAACCAGCUGGCCAAUUACCAGGGAGUCGUACGAGCUGCAGGAAGUCAUAGGCAGCGGGGCCACAGCUGUGGUGCAGGCAGCCCUCUGUACCCCCAGACAGGAGCGCGUGGCCAUAAAGAGAAUCAACCUGGAAAAAUGCCAGACCAGCAUGGAUGAGCUAUUGAAAGAAAUUCAAGCCAUGAGCCAGUGCAGCCACCCCAAUGUUGUCACCUACUACACCUCCUUUGUUGUGAAGGAUGAACUUUGGUUAGUCAUGAAGCUUCUGAGUGGAGGCUCCAUGCUGGAUAUAAUUAAGCACACAAGCAAAGAAGAAGAUAAAAAUCGAGCUUUAGACGAGCCUAUUAUUGCCACAAUAUUAAAAGAAGUUCUAGAGGGCCUGGACUAUCUGCACAGAAAUGGACAAAUUCACAGGGAUGUGAAAGCUGGGAACAUACUACUAGGAGAAGAUGGAUCUGUUCAGAUUGCAGAUUUUGGAGUAAGUGCAUUUCUAGCCACAGGUGGCGACAUGACUAGAAACAAAGUUCGAAAGACCUUUGUCGGCACGCCGUGCUGGAUGGCGCCAGAGGUGAUGGAGCAGGUUCGAGGCUAUGAUUUCAAAGCAGAUAUAUGGAGUUUUGGAAUCACAGCCAUAGAGUUAGCAACAGGCUCUGCACCCUAUCACCGCUACCCUCCCAUGAAGGUUUUAAUGCUUACUCUACAGAAUGAUCCACCCACUCUAGAGACUGGUGUGGAGGACAAGGAAAUGUUAAAAAAAUAUGGCAAAUCAUUUAGAAAACUAAUAACUAUGUGCCUUCAGAAGGAUCCUGCCAAAAGGCCUACAGCCGCAGAGCUUUUGAAGUGUAAAUUCUUCCAAAAGGCCAAGAACAAAGAAUAUCUGGUCGAAAAGCUUUUGUGUCGUGCACCAAAGAUUUCCCAGAGAGCGAAGAAGGUGAGGAGAGUCCCAGGCUCCAGCGGCCACUUGCACAAGACAGAGGAUGGAGACUGGGAGUGGAGCGACGACGAGCUGGACGAGGGCAGCGAGGAGGGCAAGGCAGCAGUGAAUCAGGGCAGGUCACGAAGGGUCAAAGAUGAGGCCAAAGAUAAUGAGGAGAAUGCCAACAAUGUCCCUAUUGAAGGCUUGUCUAUUCAGCAUCCCCAGGUUGAACCGUAUGAGGACACACCGUUCAUUCAAGGUGCUGUGAACAUGGUACUACGGCUGAGGAACUCCAGAAAGGAGCUGAAUGACAUUCGGUUUGAAUUCACUCCGGGGCGAGACACUGCUGAUGGCGUUUCCCAGGAACUGUUCUCGGCUGGUCUGGUCAAUGGACACGAUGUUGUUGUUGUUGCUGCUAACCUUCAAAAGAUUGUAGAUGACCCAACUACCUACAAAGUGUUGACCUUUAAGCUGGCUUCCGGCUGCGAUGACACGGAGAUUCCGGAUGAGGUGAAGUUGAUCGGCUUUGCGCAGCUGAGUGUUAGCUGAUGCUCUCUUCAUGCCUGAAGCAGGUGAGACAGGGGAGACAGUUCAGGGCAGACAGACUGAGGAACACAACCACCACUUCCUGCAAUAUGUUCCCAAAAGAAAACCCACCCUGAAAACUCACUUCUCCUCCUCCUCCUCCUCCUCCACCACCUCCUCCUCCUCCUUGCGCACCUCUUUUCACCUUCCCCGAGGCCAAGCUCUGCCACCGCCCCACCUGCACCUCCUUAGCGCGAAUUCCCUCCUCACUGUCCCCCGACCUUUAACCUUAACAACAUUCCACCGCCCAGCGCACAGACCAGGAUCAGGAUUACAGCCCUAAAGAUGUACUCAGGUGGUGAAAGAAGGUGAUUAAGAUGUAGCUUUGAAUGUUUUAUUUAUUUACUCUUUUUUUUUUUGUUUUUGUUUUACAUCACAUUACCUCUGUGUUCAGCAAAGCUCUCAUUAUUUAUUGAAAUGAGAAGGUAAUUUUUUAUUUUUUUCCCCCCCUCCCUCUCACGCUGUUUUGUUGCCACAGUGAAAACAAAUUUGCUUUGACUCACAUCUCACGAACCCACUCAUUUGUGAAGUUUCCCUGAGGUCUGUGUCAGAAUGUAAGAUUUAGUUAAUUUAUGGGGAAAAGCACAUUUUCAUAAGAACGUCAUGAAUGUCUAAAAAUAGAAUGAAUUGUAUUUCCGUGUCAAGGCCUGUUUCAUUUUACCAAGAAGGGACCCAUUUGCUUGAGUGUGCAGUAACAAAAAAAAAAAAAGAAAAGAAAAAAAAACGAGACCUGGAUGCUACUGUGUAUAAUUUGCUGCUCUCGACAGUGUUAACGCUUCAAAAUGCUAGAGGUGCCUUGUUCAUUUUUCUGUGCCUAAGAAAGUAGUCAACGAGUGAGACCACACAAAGACCAGAGCCUGCUGAUUACCAUUUCCACCAAUGUAUUACUCCAGCAAUGACACAAUUCAAGUGAAGUAUCUAAUGAGGCAAACUGAAAUGCACUUUUGGGCUGAGUGUGUGCACCCCGACAAGCAGAUGCUUAGCCCCUGGAGACAAGUUAAUUUGAGUGCUUUUGUCAUCAGACAAAUAAAACAUAACAGAACCUGCAGUCGUGUAAUCUGUUCUGGUUGACGCGUUUUCAGAUGCCAGGCUAUUCGACAAAACCGCAACAGUUUCAUUUUCAUACUCUGUCCUGCUGCACUACGAAACUUUCUGUUUCCAAAAAAAAAAAAUUAUUCUAUUAGUUACGAAAACAUACUGUAUGACAAUGCAUCUGAGGAUGAAACCAAAACGGCAACUACUGAAAAGGUGACGAGCCAUUUGUUUGUCCAAACAAGUCCAGUAGCUCUAAAUUAUUUUUUAGGUAUUGAGGUGUUAAAAUAUUAACUUCUACUAAAUUCUUUAUUUUAUGAAGUAAUUUAUUGUGUUUUCUAUGUACAGUAUGUGUACCAUUUCAGCAUAUUACCCCUGUUCCCUCUCUGUAAUCAGCUGAUGUCAAAUUUCUGAUGAGGAGCAACAAAUAAAGAAUUGCUAUUAUUUAAAAA